This is a messenger RNA of Suillus plorans, 819 nucleotides long. Its product is annotated as NAD(P)-binding protein. NCBI's taxonomy places the organism in Eukaryota, Fungi, Basidiomycota, Agaricomycetes, Boletales, Suillaceae. The record is from RefSeq and is a predicted model, not a curated record. Bases 1 to 819 code for a protein of 272 amino acids. The transcript has 5 exons.
AUGGAUUUAGGGCUGAAAAAUAUUCAUGUCCUUGUAACAGGCGCAAGUGGAGGCAUUGGCCUUGAGACCGUCAAACUCUACCUGUCCCUCGGCGCAAAUGUGACUGCACAUUACAACUCCAACUCCAAACCCAUCCAGAAUCUCCAAGUCGACUUCCCUGCACUCCAAUGCACACAGGCAGAUCUCUCCUCUGAGUCUGCCGUGAAGUGUAUGUUCGAUGACCUCUCAGGGACGCCGUUCGGCCCUGUGGCAGUAAUCGUGGUCAACCAUGGCAUAUGGUCGCCCCAGGACGUACCUAUCGUCGAUAUGACCAUUGAACAAUGGGACCACACCAUCAGUGCAAACCUCACCUCAAGCUUCCUGGUCUGUCGUGAGUUCUUGCGCCACUUGCGUACAGCAACAGAAAGCGUGAAAGAUAGGGCUGCAAUUGUGCUCAUCGGGAGCACAUCAGGUAAAUAUGGCGAAGCGAAUCACGGCGAUUAUGCUAUCAGCAAGAGUGGUGAGUUUUAUGUUUGUCCGUGGAUAUGGGCAGCGAUGAUGUAUGGCUUGACGACGACACUCAAAAGUGAGAUCGUGAAGGUCGCACCCAGGGGACGUGUGAAUUGCAUUGCACCUGGAUGGGUUCCGACGCCGAUGGUACAAGAGGCCCUGAAUGAUCCAGCCGUCAGCGGACCUGUAUUAGCCGCCACUCCGUUGAAAAAGCUUGGGACACCUCUGGACGUUGCAAACCAAAUAGUGGUAGUGUCUUCAUCUGUGAUCUCGGGACAUGUGACAGGGCAAGUGAUCUUUGUAGAAGGCGGUUGUGUAGGGGACCUUUGA